This is a messenger RNA of Lolium rigidum, 760 nucleotides long. RefSeq lists its product as uncharacterized. NCBI's taxonomy places the organism in Eukaryota, Viridiplantae, Streptophyta, Magnoliopsida, Poales, Poaceae. The transcript has a single exon. Bases 1 to 756 code for a protein of 251 amino acids. The record is from RefSeq and is a predicted model, not a curated record.
AUGGCGACGACCGUCGGGCCGUACAACGCCGCCACACCUGACGAGAAGAAGGAGCCGACGAGGCCGCUCGCCCACCCGUACAUAUCCCCGUCUGUCUACCCGGCGACGACCGACGAGGACGACGACGUCGAGGUUCAGGAGGAGGCGUCCACCGCCACAAAGCGAGGGCGCUCGACCGCGCAGUACCUCGGCAAGCGCCGGCGCGCGCUGUGCUGGUGCGGGUGCUGCGUGACCACCGUGGCCGUCGUCGGGAUCGUCGUCCUGGUGCUCGCGCUGACCGUGUUCCGGGUGAAGGACCCGGUGUUCACCAUGAACCGCGUGACGCUGGAGGACGUGGACGGCGACUUGCUGGGCGCCGUGAACGCGACGCUGAGCGCCGACGUGUCCAUCAAGAACCCGAACGUGGCCUCGUUCAGCUACGGCCGGAGCGAAACGGGCUUCUACUACGGCGGGGAGACGGUGGGCGUGGCGUACGCGCCCGACGGCGAGGUGGGCGCCGGCCGGACCGUGCGGAUGAACGUGACGCUCGACGCGCUCGCCGACCGGAUCUCCCGCAACGUCGGCUUCGCCGACCUCGUGUUCGGCCGGGAGUACGACCUCACGAGCUACACGGAGAUCAGCGGGAGGGUGAGCGUGCUGGGGAUCUACAAGAGGGACCUUCACAUCAAGGUGAACUGCUCCAUCACCCUGGAGGUCAGCAGCGCCUUUAGCUCGGUGGAGAGCAAGACGACCGACUGUGUUGCAGACGUCAAGUGAGCAG